This is a messenger RNA of Helianthus annuus (common sunflower), 1309 nucleotides long. RefSeq lists its product as uncharacterized. The record is from RefSeq and is a predicted model, not a curated record. The coding region runs from base 327 to 956 and encodes 209 amino acids. Lineage: Eukaryota; Viridiplantae; Streptophyta; Magnoliopsida; Asterales; Asteraceae. The transcript has 4 exons.
AUAUCCUAAAAACUUUUCUCACACCCCCAAUCUCACUUCUCUCUCUCUCUCUCUCACACACACACACCGCAGUCUUUCUUCUUCCGUACACUUUUCCGGCCACCGGAAACCACCGCCGUUUCAACCGCCGGCGAGCUGACGUCACACACGUAACCUGACAUCAUCCUCAGAUCCGCGAGCCUUAAUUUCAAGCUUUUAGGUUUUGGUUUUGUAUGAUCUUCCUUUGUGGCUUUGUCGUUGAUUUUGCAGGUAAUUAUAAGGUGGUUGAAUUUGGAGAACGUUUGAAUAAAGAGAAGAUUUAUGGUGGGCCCAAAUGAAAAGAACUGAUGUUAUUAGCAGUGGAAGGAGGAAGGUUUUUCUCUUCCUCAGCAUCAGGCUAUAGUAACGGGCUGAACCUACUUCUUUUGGGCCAGAAAAAGGAGGAGAAGCCCAUGAGAGUUACCCCGUGGACCCAGUACCAUUUGGUGGACCAAGAAGCCGACCCUGACCUCCAACUGGCUGCCAAUAAGAACCCCCGUUGUGCCUGCGGGUGUGCUUCCUUCACCUGCUUUGGUGGUGCCGCCACAGGACUCGAGAGCCCGUCUGUGGGACCCACCCAGCAUCAGCAAACCGUUGUUAAAGACUCGUCUCAGUUAGAAAAAGUUGAAGAAAAUUCUCGGGACUCGUAUUUGGUGGAAGGUGAUGGUGAUAGUAAUGGUAUUAACGUAACUUCUCUUAAAAGCAGCUUGAAGAAACGAGACGCAACUGUUACGGUAGCGGUUGCUGUUAAUAGCGGUGACGAGGUCGAGCCCGAGCUUGAGCCUGUGUUCCAAAGUGCUAGAAGGAGUGUGCAUUGGACGGAUGUUAGAGGGGGAGAACUUUGUGAGAUUCGGGAAUUUGAGCCCAGUGAACACAGCGAUUCAGAUGACGAAUUCGAAAACAGUACUGGGAAAACAUGUUCAUGCAGGAUAAUGUAGUUUGAGGUUGUAGCUUUUGGUUGUGUUUUGCUCUUUUUAAGGAGCAAGUAUUUGGGAACAAUUUUUGUAUUAUGUCAUCAUGUCGACAUCAUCGUGCCGUACGAUCAUACAACAAAUCGCAAAAAUUUGUUGCAAAUGACGUAGCGAUCUGUAUCAUUUGCAACAAAUAUAAUCCGUUUGUUGUAUCAAGUCACAACAUGAUGACAUGAUACUAACGAGUGAGUUUUAUGCUUUUUGCUUCACCACCGGAUAUAACUUUUGUUCAUAUUCCAGUUUUUUUUCUUUUUUUUUUCUCAGAUCAUGUUAUUCUUAAAAUGUUUUGUCGUAAUUAACAAAAUUUUAUUGUUUUUUUA